Molecule: messenger RNA, 2549 nt
Organism: Cylicocyclus nassatus
Lineage: Eukaryota; Metazoa; Nematoda; Chromadorea; Rhabditida; Strongylidae
Source: the annotation of a GenBank genome assembly
AGCUAUCACGCUGUACUCCAGUUGAUGGCAUGGUUUAGCAAUGAAGAACAUUGUGAGUGACCUUGCUGUGAAGCGAUCUAUUGAAGCUCUUUAUACUGGUGGAACAAUAGAAUGGAGUGCUGAUGGUAGCACACUGUAUUCGACUUGUACAAAUGUAAUCAAAGUGAUUAAUCUGGACGAAAAUCUGUCCUGUUACACUAUUGGGGACCCCGAAGAAAGUCUACGGAUAACUUGCAUCUCCUUAGAUAAGAAUCGCUCUCGAUUACUUGUGGCCUACACCAAUUAUGUGAUUCGUGAAUUUUCUCUUGAUGGUUCGAAUGCUGUGGCUCGGAUGUGGAAAACGAUGCACACUGCACCAAUUUUAUCCAUGAAAUUCAACCAAGAUGGAACCCUUCUAGCAACCGGCUCAGCGGAUCACUCUGUAAAGGUAUGGGAUAUGGUACAGCAGCAUUGUAUUCAUACUUUGAAAGGACAUAGUGUGGUUUCUGCGUUGGCUUUUAUACAAAACAGUCGCCUCAUGGCUGGAUACGUUGAGGGACAAAUCUGCAUGUUUGACUUGGUCAAAGGCGCUAUUCAUAAGUUGCUAAGGGAAUGGAAAACCCAUAGCAGUCAAAUUACGGGAUUUGUGGAACUAUCCUCUUCUCGUCGUGUUGUCGCUGUUUCGAGAGAUCAGACAGCUUCAAUUAUAGAGGCUGAAACAAGAGAAGUGCUCAAAGUUUUCCCAUUGUUUGAAGUCAUCGAGUCUGUUGCCCUUGCUCAUAACGGUAACCUUGUCACCGUAGGUGAGGAAGGGACAGUAAAAGAGUGGAUUGUUGCAUCUGGAAAUGUGCUCCGCAGAAAGAAGAUUGCCGCAAUAGGAUUGGAUUCUUUGGCUUACAAUCCUGUGCGGGACCAGCUGCUGAUCACUUCUGCUGAAGAAAAUAUAUACGUCGUUUCUUUUAGUGAUCUGUCUAUCAAGAGGCAGAUUGUCGGAUUUCAUGAUGAGGUGUAUGCAUGCGCUCUACUUGGUAAGGAUGAAUCUCACUUAGCUGUUGCUUCUAAUGCGAGAGAAAUCCGUCUGUAUGACACCAAGACAUGGGAUUGUCAACUAGUUGAAGGACACACUGAAGGUGUUCUACACGUCACAACGGCUAGAUUUGAUCCUACACUAUUGGCUUCAUGCAGUAAAGAUAAUUCGAUAAUUGUGUGGAAGUUACAAGCUAAACCGAAUGCGAGCGCUUCGAGAGUCCAGCUGCAACCAAUAGUUCGAGCAACCGGUCACACUAGUUCUGUCAACUCCGUAUGCUUCUCCUCAUUGGCGAAAAGGCCGUUUUUGGUUUCCGUAGCGUCCGAUGCGACCAUAAAGCUGUGGUCUCUAGUAGAUCUUGAUUACGAUGUCGAAGCAGGCGUCAAUAUUGAAGAUCUAGGGAAACUCGCUUGCUCUUCAACGCUAGUGGCACAUGCUAAGGAUGUGAACUGCGUGGAUGUUGCACUCACUGAUAGUAUCUGUAUCACUGGAGGGAUGGACAAGCUGGUAAAAUUGUGGCAUAUCGAUACGGCAAAGAUGCGAUUGGGCAUCGCUGGAACGUUGUCUGGGCAUCGGAGAGGAGUUGCUGAUGCAAGAUUCUCUCCGAACUCUUUGAAAGCAGCUUCAUCGAGCGGCGAUAUGACUAUCAAAAUCUGGUCACUGCAGGACAAAGCUUGCUUGCAGACAUUGAGUGGACAUAAUUCUGCCGUAUUCCGGAUCUUAUUUGUGAACCACGGAACUCAGCUUCUGUCAGCAGAUAGUGCAGGCAUAAUGAAAGUGUGGACACUGUCGUCAUCAGAUGUAGAAACGACGAUCGAGGCUCACAACGACAAGAUCUGGACAAUUUUGGUGAAUCACGAUGAGAGCGAAUAUGUGACUGCUGGUACAGAUGGACGAAUCAUAAUGUGGAAAGAUGUUUCUGAAGAAAAGAAAAUCGAAGAAGAAUUGAAAGUCAGGAAACGUAGGGAAGAAGAGCAGACUCUAGACAAUCUUCUCGAGCAAGGCCGACAUCAGGAAGCACUAGAGUUCGCUUUAGGGCUAGUAAGGCCAUUCUGUGCUUUGAAGGUAAUUGAGCGACUGAUUGAUGGCGACGAGCUCAUGACUGCGAUCGAAAAACUGGAUAAGCAGCGAUUACAGACCCUGUUGGAUUUUGCCACACAGUGGAACACCAAUAGCAGGACGUCUUUGCCAAGUCAAUAUGUUGUGAACUGCAUACUUAAACUCAUUCCACCCGAUGAGCUGCUGGAGCUUCCCAAUAUCAGAUCGGCUGUCGAGUCACUUAUACCUUACACUAAGAGGCAUAUGGAGCGGUUGAAUAAAGUACGGCAAGACGUGUCAUUAUUGAACUUUACUUGGAACCAAAUGCGUCUAAAUUAACGUCCUAUUCUACUGUUUCGAUUUGCUCAUAGAGCAGGCAUUCAAAUUGUUGACCAUUGUUAGUUUGUUAAUCUUCCCAUAUGAAGACUUUAUGUUGGUUUUGACCAUCGUUAUUGUUUUUGUUGAACCUUUUUUUACCUUAAUAAAGAAGUAUAUCUGUGUUGUG